AUGCCCCGAGGAUCAAGCAAAUCCAAGAAGGAGGUAUCUGAGGAGCCCAAAACUACAGGCGGGAGCGGUGGUGACGCUACAGAAACAAGUCCUCCCACCCCAAAAGCAAAGAAGGGAAAGGGUGGAGAUAAAAUGCUUGUCAACGAGCCGAAUGAUGAAAAACACACUGUGGAGGAUGCACGAACCGUGCAAACACCAUCUGAUCACGAGACAAGCGCGGCUAGAAAAAAACCACCCCCAAAGGACGUAAAAGAUGAAAAGAAAAGCGAACCUGCUCAUGGAGGUGGGAGAUUGCUGAAGAAUAACCCCAAUGAUGAAGUGGUUCCGGUGGAAGGCAUGCAUAACGUCGCAACACCCCGCUCUGGUCUCAUCACAACUGAGAGUGAUGGUGCAAAAGGCACAAUGCUACGAAACGCCCCCCACGACGAAGCGAUUCCCGUAUCUGGACAUGCUAUAACAAUGGACACACCAAAGAGGACGAUUGACGUCCAUCCGGGGACCAUUACCAACACAGACGACGAUGAUGACCCCAAAAGCACAGAGGAGGAGGAGAGUGUUCCAAUCGGCCGUACACGCGGGUAUUGCAACCCCAGACCGGAGGCCAUUAACCUGGAGGCGGAAGUACCAGAGACAACAGCUCCAAAUCUUGGGUACAAACCACAGGAGUACGCUAUGGUGAACGCCAACGCUAGUCGCGAAGUGCAGGAACUUUUUAAACGCAUUCUUGAUUAUCAACCUCAGACACCAGAACUUCCCGCCAAGCUACGUCCAUUUAUUCCCGACUACGUUCCUUCCAUUGGCGACCUCGAUCCAUUCUGUAAGAUUCCACGACCUGAUGGCAAGCCCGACGGUCUGGGUAUAUAUGUGUUGGAUGAACCUUCUGUGGCACAAUCUAAUCCUGCCGUAGUCCUACUAGAACUUCGUGCAACAAAUAUUCAUUCCGUUGGUGGCUUAGCGGAAGCUGUGGAUUCUUUUGAGGAUGCAGCAAAUAGACCGGAGGUGAUUGAUCGCUGGAUAAAUGAUGUGAAGAAGGUACACUAUAAAAAGCCUUUACCCACCAUUAACUACCAAAAACCUAUGCCUGAGAUAGAUUUGCUUUUGCAGGUGUGGCCACAGGAAUUCGAAGAAUUCCUCAAUUCGGAUGUGCAGUUCCCACCCCCUCAAAUCGAUCUUGAUUUGGAUCAGUAUGUGAGGGCCUUGUGUUGUAUUCUCGAUAUUCCCACUUAUACCUCACUUAUUGACUCCUUGCACGUGAUGUUCACGCUCUAUCAGGAGUUUAGGGCGAAUCAACACUUUCAACACGAAUAG
Trypanosoma brucei brucei TREU927 is the source of this 1308-nucleotide messenger RNA. RefSeq lists its product as hypothetical. Lineage: Eukaryota; Euglenozoa; Kinetoplastea; Trypanosomatida; Trypanosomatidae. Gene Ontology annotation, biological process: cilium assembly; intraciliary transport. The record is from RefSeq and is a predicted model, not a curated record. The transcript has a single exon. Bases 1 to 1308 code for a protein of 435 amino acids. Gene Ontology annotation, cellular component: motile cilium; intraciliary transport particle B; centrosome.